AGCUGUUGUGACGAUUUUCGACAGAAAUGCAAGUUUGCUUUGGGUAGCCUUCUUACUAUCACAGCCAUUUGCUACACAGUUUGUUCCUCUAUGCGCACGCGCGGUUUGUGACGAUGUAUUUUUUGUCAACUGUAUAUACAGUGUUUCGGGUGGAGUGGCAGAGUUAUUGUUGCAAUCGUUCAAGACAACUUUGAACACAGCAUACCUUUGGACCUCGAAAAUUGUAAACUACCAAAGCCUACAUUUGGAGGUACUAUGGCACCACGGUCUGCUCUGCUUGGCUGUGGAUUCCUUGUCAUUUUGCUGGCAGUGGUGUUCCCCCCUCUGGAUGCAGCAAGUAAGGCAAUAAACCAAGAGUUGUCAGACCUCUUCAAUGAGCUCUGGAAGCUGGAUGUGAACCGCAUGAAGCCUGGGACUGACUAUACCAUCUCUGUGCAGGGCAAAGCUGGCUAUGUCUCUCAAGGCAGUAACCAUGCCAGGGACCAUGCCUCAUCGCCUCUCUUCUCCAAUGUCAAUGAGAACAAACUGAAGACCAUUACUACCUUCUCCCGCUUCAUGAAGCUCCUGGACAACUAUGAGAGGUCAACAGGCGUGGCAGAGCAUGUCAGCCGAGAGGAGGUCACAGAGAACAAUCUCUUCCUGGAUGCCGUUCUGAACACAGAGGUCAUGAAGCGUGCCCACAGGUAUCUGGUUAGCAAGGGCCACUCCCAAUCAGACCUGAGGACGUUCAAGCGUCAGCUGUACACCAUCUGGUUCGACCUCUACUACAGAAGUGGAAGUAAGGACUCGUGCGGAUUUGAGCAUGUGUUUGUUGGAGAGACUAAAUUCGGAAAUGAGAUUGCUGGUUUCCAUAACUGGGUCCAGUUCUAUCUGCAGGAGAAGAGCAGGAAUUUGGACUACAAGGGAUACAAAGCCAGGGACCAUGACAUACCUGACCAAGAUGACCACGUCCUGAACCUCCAGUUCAGCUGGCACGGUUUGGUGAAGCCGGUGGGCAGUGCCUUCGUGGGGGCCAGUCCGGAGUUUGAGAUGGCCCUCUACACCAUCAUCUUCCUCGCCAACACACAUCGGAGCACCACAGUGGUGGUCAACAUUGACGAAUGUCAGCUGGAGGUGGUGGUGGUCAGGCACGGGCGCUCCAUUGGGACGGCCUACCCCAAACUGCUUAGCAGCAACAACAGGCACCUGUAGUUGGAGGCAUCAAACACACGCACACAAGCAUAGAUUUAUGAAUAAGACUAUGCACACACACACACACACACACACACACACACACACACACACACACACACACACACACACACACACACACACACACACACACACACACACACACACACACACACACACACACACACACACACACUGUUUUGGACUGGGCAUUUAACCAGGCCAGUUUGCUUCACAAUUAGGCCUACGUCACAUAACCUUUCUUUAGCUGACUGCACUGUGUAAUCUCUCUGCACAACAGGAACAAACAUAAAUGGACACAUCUGAUACUCAGGGCAUACAUGUGUAAGAUAUAAAACCAUGGACUUGUGUUGUAAAGUCUGAUGUUUUCCUACAAGUUGAAAAGUUAAGGUAAAGAACAUGUUUCAGAAGAAGAAAGAAAGUUUAACUCGCUGUCUGAUUUCAACAGCACAACAGCAGUGAGUCAUUGUAAUGGAAACUGCACAUGUCGUGCCUCAUUUAAAUAAACCAUUUAUAUCAUUUGUUUAUAAGCCAUGUCAUAGUCUAAAUUAAGCAUUCUGUAAAUAUGGCCCUUCCCAACAUGCACUGCCCAUCUGGACACCUGCUUGGCCAAUGUGUAGGGUUUUAUAAGUGCUUAUGUCAAGGCACAAUAAUUAUUUCAAUACAAGUCAUUCUACCAUUUUCCAAAUGCGCUCAUGCAACGAGUAGCCCAUACUGUAAUAAAAUGUGCAUUACCGAGUCAAACGUUGGUCAAUGUAUUAUUGCAUUCUCUAUAUGUGCAGUCAUGAUCAGCCAGUUAUGAAUAGGCUAGCCUACUUAUGCCAUUGGUUAGUAUAUGCUACUAUUACAUUUUUCUGUCAUUUACCCUUUAAAGUAACUGUCCAGUGUUUCCUGAUUUCUAUUAAAUAUGACCUAUAAUUCAUUACAA
Molecule: messenger RNA, 2119 nt
Organism: Salmo salar (Atlantic salmon)
Lineage: Eukaryota; Metazoa; Chordata; Actinopteri; Salmoniformes; Salmonidae
Gene: endouc
Product: endonuclease, polyU-specific C
Molecular function (GO): RNA endonuclease activity
Source: RefSeq, a predicted model, not a curated record